UCUCUGACUAUUCCCACUAUCACCGUCACUAUUCACUCUCCUAUCAAAGCCAAAAAUCUAACACUCAUUUGUAAAUAAUGGUAUGCCAAAUUGACUCAUUUCUUUGUGGGUAGGUCAAUUUCAUGUCCACCCCAUAUGAGAGGAAGAGAGAGAGAGGAAGAGAGUAUCAAUUUCAAUGGCCACUGGUAUGGAGCUGAAGAAGCAGAAGAUAGUAAGAUUUUUUUCUGAUGUAAAGCAACGAAAAGAUGUUUCAUGGGGAAGAACUGAUCCCUCGCACCUAGAAAAGUCAUCUUCUGGGUACCAGGUUUCGUCUUCUUUGUUGAAAAUUGAUGGUGGGUUUGUGAGUAGGGGUAGAAUCUCCCAAGCUAGCACAUUUGGGAGGUCUAAGGUAUUCCCAGAGGACAUUGAGCCAUGGCGGAAACGAAUGCUUGAUCCUGGUAGUGAGAUUGUGUUGCAAUGGAACCGGGUUUUCAUUGUCUCAUGUUUGGUGGCACUCUUUGUUGACCCUCUCUACUUUUACCUGCCUAGUAUAGCAGGAAGUAAGCACUUGUGGUGCGUGAAGACGGACUUGAAUUUGCGGAUCAUUGUAACCUGUUUCCGGACUAUUGCAGAUAUUUUCUAUCUGUUGCAUAUGCUUAUUAAGUUUAGGACAGCUUAUGUUGCACCGAGCUCUCGGGUGUUUGGGAGGGGUGAACUUGUAAUGGACCGCAAGAAAAUUGCCAGAAGAUAUAUAAGAUCUGACUUUUUCAUUGAUUUGAUUGCAACACUGCCUCUUCCUCAGAUUGUCAUCUGGUUCAUUAUACCAGCAACGAGAAGCCCAAGAGCUGAUCACAACAACAAUGCCCUUGCGCUGAUUGUUCUACUCCAAUAUGUUCCCAGACUAUAUUUGAUUUUCCCAUUAAGUUCACAACUUAUUAAAGCAACUGGAGUUGUCACGAAAACAGCUUGGGCGGGGGCUGCAUAUAAUCUGAUAUUGUACAUGUUGGCUAGCCAUGUUUUAGGGGCAGCAUGGUAUUUGCUGUCAGUUGACCGGUAUACAUCGUGCUGGAAAUCACAUUGCAAAAAGGACCCUACAAAAUGCUUUCUUCAUUAUUUGGAUUGUGAUGCUUUUGACCAUGUUGAUCGCAAGAACUGGGCAAAUAGUACAAACGUGUUUAAUAGUUGUGAUCCUGACAAUCAUAUCACUUUCAAAUACGGAAUAUUUGAAAAGGCAGUGCAAAAAAGUGUUUUCUCCUCAAAGUUUCUUGAAAAGUACUUUUAUUGUUUGUGGUGGGGCUUGCAGAACUUAAGUUCAUACGGGCAGAAUUUGUCGACAAGCACAUUUAUUGGGGAGAUAUUAUUCGCUAUACUGAUUGCUAUCUUGGGUCUUGUUCUGUUUGCACAUCUGAUUGGGAACAUGCAGACGUAUUUGCAAUCUAUAACUGUGAGGCUUGAGGAAUGGAGACUUAAGCGAAGAGACACCGAAGAGUGGAUGAGGCAUCGCCAACUCCCUGAAGAUUUGAAGCUACGUGUUCGGCGUUAUGUUCAAUAUAAGUGGCUUGCAACUCGAGGAGUAAAUGAAGAAGCUAUCCUACAUGGCUUGCCUGCGGAUCUUCGUCGUGAUAUCCAACGUCACCUAUGCUUGGACCUUGUUCGUCGUGUACCAUUCUUCUCAGAAAUGGAUGAUCAGCUACUUGAUGCAAUAUGUGAGCGUUUGUUCUCCUCGUUGAGCACCAACGAUACCUAUAUUGUUCGUGAGGGUGACCCUGUAACACAAAUGCUCUUUAUUAUUAGGGGGAGACUGGAGAGUUCUACUACAAAUGGUGGCAGGACUGGUUUCUUCAAUUCGAUUACAUUGAGACCUGGAGACUUUUGUGGGGAGGAGCUACUUGCAUGGGCUUUGCUUCCAAAAUCCACUGUCAACUUGCCUUCUUCAACUAGGACAGUCAGAGCACUUGUUGAAGUGGAAGCGUUUGCUUUGCGGGCUGAAGAUCUCAAGUUUGUUGCUAAUCAAUUUAGGCGCCUCCAUAGCAAGAAGCUGCAACAUACAUUCCGGUUUUACUCCCACCACUGGAGGACAUGGGCAGCCUGCUUCAUACAGGCUGCUUGGCGACGGUACAAGAGGAGGAUUGCAAAAGAUUUCAAGACAAUGGAGUCUUUUGCUUUGGAUGAUACCUUUGCUUUGGAUGAUAAAGUGGCUACCGAGUCCAGCCAAGAGGAGGAACAGGAACACUAUCAUGUCGGUUCCAGUCAACAGACAAAAAUGAACCUUGGAGUCACAAUAUUGGCUUCAAGAUUUGCUACAAGCACAAGGAGAGGAGUUCAGAAGACUAAAGGUAUGGGGCUGCCAAAAUUACAGAAACCUGAAGAGCCUGAUUUCUCUGCUGAGACGGAUGAUUAGUUACUUGUAUCUGCUAGAGGUAUAUAACAGCUACAAGUUUCACUACCAAGGGUGAAACCCAUUGCUGACGCGCUCCAAACAAAUGUCUCCAAAGGAGCCUAAAAUUCCAAAUCUCGAUUAUGAACAGAUUCCAGAUGCUCUCAAGUGUUAUUCCCUUGUUAGUGCACCAGGUCAAUGCUGGGAAGCUUGUAUCAAGAAAAGCCUAACUGGGUACUCUGUGUAACUUAUUACGUGUAAUUUAUGCUCAAUAUUGUAUCUAGUUUGUCAGUUUUGCGGUAUGUCCGCAAGCCACAAAAAAAAAAAAAAAAAAAAAAGGGAAUCAGAUGUGCACUGUGAACCUUGGAAGCAUUUAGUGAUCUUGUAACCCUAAUCGUCUGUUUUCCCGAUAUCUGUAAGGUUGUCUCGUCCAAUCUACUAGAAAAUGAUGACAAUGAAUUAUACAUAUAUAAGAAACUUUACUGAA
This is a messenger RNA of Cornus florida, 2843 nucleotides long. Its product is annotated as cyclic nucleotide-gated ion channel 17-like. The record is from RefSeq and is a predicted model, not a curated record. Bases 176 to 2380 code for a protein of 734 amino acids. Gene Ontology annotation, molecular function: voltage-gated potassium channel activity. NCBI's taxonomy places the organism in Eukaryota, Viridiplantae, Streptophyta, Magnoliopsida, Cornales, Cornaceae. Gene Ontology annotation, cellular component: membrane. Gene Ontology annotation, biological process: transmembrane transport; potassium ion transport. The transcript is spliced from 7 exons.